AUGUCGCUCAAAGAUACAAUUCGUAUUGCGCUCAAAUGGGGAAGAUUUAGUCCGAUUAGAGUACAUAAUACAAACGGCGACAGUAGCAUUGACAUGAUAGUUGAGCACGCUAGAUACGAAUUUAUAAUACGAUGCAAGGAUCGGUCGGCCGACGAGUCAGAUGUCCAUAAGGUAGAGGACAUCCUUGCCAGACGCGCCGACGACAACGAAUAUAUAGUCGGUGUUCUGGCAGCUCGAUCCUUUUCUGAGAAAGCAAAGUAUCGAGCAUUUGCUUCCAGAUACAAUGUCAUCUUGGCCAAUGAAGAUGACAUUGCUUGGAAAAUAAAAGCCCCUGCAUAUGGAAUAACACAUCCGGAAGAUAGUGAGAUUGCAACUCUUCGUCGGUGCAUCAGUUACUCGGCCGUUAGUUAUUGCGAAAAUAACAACGAUCUCGACAAUUGGAAUUGCGGCAAACAUUGCAACAACGCACCUGGUACAGAAUUUGUACAAGCGUUUAGUGCACGUCGUACUUUCUAUCAAGUGGAAUUUUUGGGUGACAACUAUGGUUAUAUUGCGGUGAACCACAAGUUUCAGGAAAUCGUCGUUGCUUUCAGAGGCACAACAAAUCUUUUGAAUAUAGCAGAAGACUUGAACACCAUGGAAAGCGUAUUUCAAGCUGAGGGAGUUCAAUACGAGGGCGAGAGUAUAUCGCAAGCCGUUCGUAAUUACACACAUGUUCAUAAAGGGUUUUACGAUGCUUGGAAAUCACUUAAAGACGAUAUCAACGACAAAUUAAACACUCUGAUCAACCAGUAUCAAGGAUACUCCGUUGUGGUAACUGGACAUAGUUUAGGUGGUGCAAUGGCAGUAUUCCAAGCAGUAAAUAUUAAAGAAACUUAUCCCGAAAUAAUGCCACGAUUAUACACAUACAAUGCUCCACGCGUUGGAAACGAAUAUUUUGCCUAUUACGUAAACAAUGUGUUGGAUUGGAUGCGACGGGUAGUCGUGGAAACCGAACCCGUUUCACAUUUUUUAAGUGGUCCUAUGAUUACGAAAACGCUUGAAACCUAUACCUGGAAGCACCACAAAGGGGAAGUAUGGAUUGCAAAUCACACCCAAGAGAAAGAGGGUACCUUUGUAUGCGCGGGAAGUGAAAAUGAGUUUUGCAGUCACAGUUUGCAGCCACGUGACUUUCUUACAUCGUUACACGAUUCGAUAAAGGAUCAUAGUGGGCCAUUCUUUUGGGACAUUAUGACCAGUAAGGAUUGGCACGGUUGUAAGAAUUUUUCAAAAUAUGAACACAUUGAUACGUAA
This is a messenger RNA of Paraglomus brasilianum, 1293 nucleotides long. NCBI's taxonomy places the organism in Eukaryota, Fungi, Glomeromycota, Glomeromycetes, Paraglomerales, Paraglomeraceae. The record is from the annotation of a GenBank genome assembly.